Ceratosolen solmsi marchali is the source of this 826-nucleotide messenger RNA. RefSeq names its product dopamine N-acetyltransferase. The record is from RefSeq and is a predicted model, not a curated record. Gene Ontology annotation, molecular function: N-acetyltransferase activity. The transcript has 3 exons. The coding region runs from base 1 to 765 and encodes 254 amino acids. NCBI's taxonomy places the organism in Eukaryota, Metazoa, Arthropoda, Insecta, Hymenoptera, Agaonidae.
AUGGCUACAAUUCUUCGUAGUCUGAAAUUUAUAAAACCAUUUAAAAAUAAUCUUACUUACAAGAAAAUAAGUACUUCAAACUCAAAUUCGCGCUACCAUCUACGCAUCGCCUUCCCAGAGAACUUUCAGAAAGUUUUCAUCUUUAUGCUGGAGACUUACUUCAAGACGGAACCGACCAUCGUCAGUUUAGGCCUCGUCGGCAAAUCAUUGCCGAUACUCAUGUCCCUGAUGCAGCAACAUAUCAGUCAAGGCCUGACGAUUAUCGCGGAGGACAGCUUGACGGGCUGCAUCGCCGGUGCCGCUGUCAAUACGAAAAGCGUCAACGGUGAUCUGCAAAACCUCACGCAGCUCAUCAACUGUUCCUCCGACGAUGACCCCAGCCGUGAGCUCUUGAAGUUCUACGCGUACUGCUCACGAAAAGCCAAUGUAUCUCGCCUCACCGACAAGAACGUCGCGUUCGAGUGCUCCUACGUCGCUGUACACCCGGACCACCAACGCCAGAGCCUCGGCAAGCGUGUCAUUGCCGAGAGUUGGAUCCUCGCCCAAGAACUCGGCUUCGACCUCUUUAAGAUCGACUGCACUAGCAGAUUCACCGCGAACAUUGCUGAAAAAUUCGGCUGGACGUGCAUUGAGACGAUAUCGUACCGCGACUAUCGCGAGGACGGCAACAUUGUGUUCCAUAAUGUGCAGCCUCCCCAUACGGAGAUGAAGAUUUACGUCGACGAUGUAAUAUACUUAGGUGGCUACUGUUCCGAGCGAAUAUAAGGCAUAAAUAAAAAGCUUGGAGAAUUAAGGGGAAUUUAAUCAUUGUCGCACGAGUGCUGAA